CUAUUCAAGAGCGAUAAUGUUCACGAUAUGACCUUGUUCCUGAAUUUGUUGUGUCUUGUACCUACACAAGACAACACGCCUCAUACCUUUACUAAGAUUUUUGAUACGGAAUGCAUAAAUCCAAGGAUUCACGGCGCUGUUUGCCCACAAUAGUAACUGGAAGAUUUUCCAAAGAUGAACCAGUCGUUUACGAUCAACAGUCAUUUGAAGAAGGAUAGUAAAAGUUGUAGGCAACCAGCAUAUUGCAAACAACCCGACUAGUAAAGUCAUCGUUUUUACUAAACGACUGUCUUUCAAGUAGGCAACAGCUAGAUUGUUAUUGAACCUACUUAGUUUUUGAAUAUGUGCUUUUCGACUUUUGAAUGCAACAACUGCCACAACGAGGUGUGAAAUCACUAUGAUCAGAAACGCCGCAAUGAUAUUCACAUUCACAAAGAUGUUGUAUUUACGAUUGUAAACCUGCUUUGCACAUUCAGAGACAGAUUCAUCAAAAUGAGGCAUUCGCUUGUAAAACAUGAAACAACAGACGACAAUCGGAUAAAGCCAACACAGUGUAAUACACAGCAUUGCACGUCGGCGUGUUACAAGCACUUUAUAUUUUAAAGGCUUAGUAACAGCAAUGUAACGAUCUAAAGCAAUUCCACCUAAGCUGGCAAGAGAAACACCAUACGAACAUCUGCUAAUGAAAGAUCUAACUAAACAGAUGUAUUCAUUCUGUAUGACUCUGCCGGAGAUAAGCGGGGGCAAAUAUAAGCUGAUGACACGCAAAGGUAAUACCACUGCCCCGAUAAAAAUAUCAGCCACCGCCAAACUGACCAAGAACAUAUUGCUCACUGUUCGCAACGAUUUAAAUGAAAUGAUACUGACAACUACUGGGAUAUUUCCACCACAUAUCAACAAUGAAAGAACACAAUUUGAUGUUAGCAUGAAUAUUGAAAAUGAGUCCAAUGUUUCAUUCUUGGGAUUCUCAACAUCUUUCGUUACAUUCAUAUUGUAGUUGAUUCACUUCCAAUUUCUAAAUGUCUAUUGGCAUGGGUUUGAUUUUGAGAUU
Messenger RNA from Owenia fusiformis, 1051 nucleotides. The record is from the annotation of a GenBank genome assembly. Lineage: Eukaryota; Metazoa; Annelida; Polychaeta; Sabellida; Oweniidae.